Dendronephthya gigantea is the source of this 3955-nucleotide messenger RNA. RefSeq names its product BRCA2-interacting transcriptional repressor EMSY-like. Gene Ontology annotation, cellular component: nucleoplasm. Gene Ontology annotation, biological process: regulation of DNA-templated transcription. NCBI's taxonomy places the organism in Eukaryota, Metazoa, Cnidaria, Anthozoa, Malacalcyonacea, Nephtheidae. Gene Ontology annotation, molecular function: protein binding. The record is from RefSeq and is a predicted model, not a curated record. The coding region runs from base 127 to 3504 and encodes 1125 amino acids. The transcript has 20 exons.
UAGAAAUUCAAUAUGGCGGAAGGAAUGACUCUUCUUGUGAUAUGGUUUUUACAGUGGUUUUUAUAGUUUUCCUUUUGAUAAAAUAGCAAAGAUUAGGCACAAUUAAGUCACUACAGUGAUAAGAAUAUGGAGCUGACUAGAGAUGAAUCUAAGAGAAUUCUGAGGCGAAUUGAGCUUGAAGCUUAUUCUGCACUUGUUACUGCUCUUAGAGCUCAAGGUGAACUAGACAGACAGAAGAAAAAACUUCUUAGAGAACUGGGUGAACAGUUGAGCAUUUCAACAGAAAGACAUCGUGCUGAGAUUCGUAGAGCAAUUAGUGAUGAUAGAUUAUCUAUGAUUGCAGAAUGUGUUUGCGGAUCAGAUGCAAGUGUAGAGUGGGAAUCCGAAGGCAGACGUGUUGUGCCAUUAAUGCCUCGUCUUGUUCCUCAAACUGCUUUUACAAGCUCUGCCACAGCAGCGGCUAAUCAUGCUGCUAGUGUAAACUCUACAAUACCAUCAACAACAAAGGUACGGUUGAAAGACGAUGAUGAAGAUUUUAGAUCAAGGAAACGACAGAGAGCAAAUAGUCCCGGAACUGUCCAGAAAGUAAUUGUGACUUCAGUAACGAAAACAUCAACAUCACCCACAACAGUUCGUAAAAACACGACCAUAUCAAAAACACCAACAUUACCUGGAAAACAAGAAAACAACCAACUGUCAGGCAUGAAGAUGACGUCAUCAGCGACUAGUGUAUCUAAGUCAAUGAUUUUGGGAACUAAGUCCUCUGUUUCCGUCGCUCCAAGUAAAUACGUUGCUCCAUUACCCGCAAGUUGUUUACAGGCACACGCAUCUGUAGUGAGUGGCAACAAAAAUCGAAUGAACCUCAAUGUUGUGAAGACAAAACCAGCAAAACCUAAGAUAAAAACAUUGCCAGCCUCUGUGAAAAUAAAAAGUGUAUCAACAGGAAUUAAUGUGGCGCCUUCUGUAGUUCAGACCGUCGCUCAGUCAUUGCUAUCUAUUGCAAAGACCAAAGGUCCCGAAACUGGCGGCUCAACAAAUAAGAUAGGUCACGUGUCCAAAAGUCCAUCAACCAUAACUGUAGCUCCAAGAAGUUCAAUUUCUUUGACGGCUUUUAAGACAACAAUGCAACCAAAACAAAAUCCUCAGUCCACGACAGCUACGAUUCGUAAUGCUGAGGGAAUCUCUCGUCAGAGUUCUGCACAACUUGGCAAAGCAGUGUCUGUUUCAAGACGACCUCUUCCGGCUAUUCUUCCUAAAACAAUCUCACCAAAAACUCUUACAACUGUCUCAUCCCCAGGUCGAAAACUUGCCUCUAUAUUACCUGCCCCAACGAAGUCGACGUCCUCAACUCUCCCCAAUCCUCGCAUUAUUCCUGUCGUUGGAAGUUCAGGCUCAUCACCAAUCCCCAUAGCACCCUCACCCCGCCCACCUCAGGCACGUCCUGCAAGCUUGACUAACUCUGCUGGCAACAAAGUAACCACAGUUUCCAUUGCACCCGGACAAACUGCUGAUUUUAAGAAAGAUACCCAAAACAACAUGUCAUCAGAUGUGCAUGCCCAAUCUCCUUCAGGAUCACAAAAUUCCAGCCCUAUUUCCAGUAAAUCUCUGGAUAAUAUUCAUGAAAGAGAAACACUGUCACCUGUGAACGAAAUAAUAACCCUUGUGACUUCACCAUCAAAUGUUCCAUUUGUCCCUUCAUCUCCUGUGAAAUCCCGUUCAAACCCAUCACUCACUACAAGUGAAAUUUCUCUGGAAUGCAACGAAAACUUGCUCGAGGACUUGGUUAAAGAUGAUGAAAUUGCGAUUAAGAAGCGAUCUGCUAAUCUUUCGUCGUCCACCCAACAAGUCCACGAAACAAAUGAAAGCCAGAAAGAUGUUGUAACAGAUUCUUUACAACAAACUUUGAAAGAUGCGCAGCCAUGUGCUGAGGGUGAUUUUAGUCCUGUGGAGGGCAGAAAUGAAGCCACACCGGCUACCAUAACGAGCACUUCAAAACCUAUUGACCUUUCUCCUUUAGUAAGCGAACUUAUUUCCAGCAGUUCGUUUGAUUUUGAUAAGAAGCAAUUCGAUGAUGUUUCUGAUCUUGUUCAAUCCAAUGAUAAUGGUGAUCUUUUUGAUGGCGAGUUUCCUGUGUUAGAUCUCGCCACUGAGCUCAGUAAUGUUUCUGAAACAGUGAAAUCUGAUGCUAAAAAUAUAGGCUCAAUGGAUACAAUGGAAGAAGACAAAAAUAUUAAACAAUUUAGUCCUGUUGAAAAACAUGCGAGCGUCGCUACUAAACCACUUGAAGAGUUUUCAGCUGGUGAUAGGCCAGGAGGCAGUGUUGCUUCAAUCGAAGAAAAACAACAAGAAUAUAAUAAGAAGAAGGAUUCUCGAGAUGCGGUUGUGUCUUGUCAUGUGAAUAAAGAUGUUAACGCAACAGAACAUUUACAAGACAAAUUAGCGUCUCCGAGAAAUAACAAGGUUGGUGAUGAAGAAGAAGGAGAGCCCACAGCAUCUGAUGAAAAUGUUUGCCUGAAAGAGAAGGUGGAAGACCAUAUCGCUGAGACGAUGAAAACGUUUGAAGCUAUGGACAAGCAAAAGUUGAUCAAAGAUUCAGAGCAGGCCAUAACUUCGUUGUCUGAAUUCCUAAAAGAUGACAAAAAAUUAGGCAACAUUUCAGUUAGUAGCACGGCAGAUACAAUGUCAGAGAAUUCACAAAUUAUUAUUCACAGCAACGUUACAGAAAAUAAACCAAAAGUUGUAAACACAACUAGUUUAGAAGCAUCUGGAGGAAAAGGACAACAAGACGUUUUCUGGGAUAGAGUACAAAGUGGUGGAAAACAUUCCACAGAACAAACUGAAGCUGAAGUAAAAGAAGAGAAAGAAGAUAUCGCACCUGAUCGUGAUAAUAAAGAAAGUUCUGUAAAUAAAGCAGCUGUUGUAGUCGAGAAAUGCUCACAGACAAAUGAAACACAAGUCACUCAAGAAAAAUUGAAUGAAGGAAGACAAGAAAAUACAGAAGAACCAUCUAGUGGGUCAGAAGUUGGCUCGCCUGAGGGAAAUCUUGUUCGCACAAGUAACAGAAAGCGUAAAGCACCCCCACCUCGUGAUUUGUCGGUGCACCCUCCUGGUUGGGUUAGAAGUGCAUUGCAAUUGUUACAGAAAGUUUCAAGAUUUCGCGGAAGUGCACGAUCGAAAAAUGCUCGUAGUGCAGCUUCAUGGUUUCUGAAACCAGUUGCGACAUCGGAAGCACCUGGUUAUUAUAAAGUGAUCAAGAGUCCAAUGGACUUCGGGACGAUAAAAACAAAAUUGGAGGCAGGUGAAUAUAUUGCACCGUGUGACUUUCACCGCGAUAUGUUGUUAGUAAAAGCUAACUGUUGUAAAUAUAACCCACCUGGUCACGUCGUUCGCAAGGAUUGCGAUGAGGUUUUUCAAUUUUACGAGGCGGAAUACGAGAGAUUUGUUGAGAAGCUUGAUAAGAUAUAUUUACCAACACCGAAAAAGCAGAAACCCUCUCCUUCGUAACAAGGUAUAGGAUCAUUUUAUCAAAAAUUCCGUGUGGGGACUUCGUGCGAAUAUGAAAAUAAUAUGCAGGUAUAUAUAUAUCUAAAAGGCAGGCAUAUAGAACUGAAUUAAGUAACGUAUAAUAUUUUAAUAAUUGCUCGAGACUCUUAAUGUACGAAUUUAGUUAAAAACAUAAGUUGUGAUCCAAUGAUCCAGUAUUUAUUCCAUAUCUUAGUUAUUGUGAGUGAUAUACUUCUUGAAAAAUAGAUGUAUUCAGUGCUUCAUCUUUGACAAACUACCAUGCAUUGAGUGUUGAGUUAUAUCGCACGAAUCUCGUCUUUGUUGAGGGUAUUUUGAGAUAUUAUUCAUGUAUAACAUGUUCAUUUGCCAUUCUUCUUCCUGCAGAAGAAACAAAAAAUUAAAUUUUUUAAAAUCAACGGCGUGCAGAUUCCCUAAAUAUCAUGUCAGGAAA